This is a messenger RNA of Lucilia cuprina (Australian sheep blowfly), 1105 nucleotides long. RefSeq names its product sideroflexin-2-like. Lineage: Eukaryota; Metazoa; Arthropoda; Insecta; Diptera; Calliphoridae. Bases 689 to 1090 code for a protein of 133 amino acids. Gene Ontology annotation, biological process: serine import into mitochondrion; monoatomic ion transport. Gene Ontology annotation, molecular function: monoatomic ion transmembrane transporter activity. The record is from RefSeq and is a predicted model, not a curated record. Gene Ontology annotation, cellular component: mitochondrial inner membrane. The transcript has 4 exons.
UUCUUUACAAUCGUUGCGAACAGUUUAACAUCGGUAGUGAAAAUUUUGUGCAAAAUUUAUUUAAGCAAAAAGUUUAUCGCAAAUGUGAAUUGCAAAAUAUGUAUGAGAAUUAUAAACAAAUCAAGAGAAAUAUAACAACCCCACAUAAACUGUGACCAAAGAAGCAGCAACAAUAAAAACAACAACAAUAACAAUAUAAACAAAUGUCAAGCAGACAGCUGUUUCGUAUGCUGCAAAAGGAUGCCCAAUUAUGUUGUUAAAAUUGAAAGAAAAAUGCUUUUAUAUGGCAACUCUCAUGUUUUUUUUAACAGCUGUUUAUGUGAAGCUUGCGCUAUAAACAAAAUUUCCCUCCACAAGCCAAAAAAAUAAUAGAAGAAUAGAUAAAAAACAAGAAAAAACAAAAGUUACUGUUUUAACCGGAAAGUCAACAACAAAACGAACUAAAAUAAACAAACUAUAAAUUUUAGUUGAUAAACAGAAGCAGCUAGUAAGACACAAGACAAGGUCGUGCGUGCAACACAAUAAUAGUCCAUUUGUUGGUUUGUGGAAAAGUAAAAUUAAAAAAUCAAAAACGCAUUAAAUUACGUAAUUAUCCAAAAACCAGUGACAAGGAAUACAUCAAAUAAUAUAAAUUAUUCAUUUGGUAUAAUUAAUACUUGUUGGGUUUAAUAAAAACAAUUCCAAUAAAAUGCAAAAUUUACUUACUCCCCGCAUUGAUGUGGACAAACCUUUAUAUGAUUUAUCUACCUUUGCCGGUCGUUUUAGGCAUUUUGCCUGGAUGACUGAUCCACGCACUGUCAUUGUGUCCAGCGACAAAUUAAUGCAAGCCAAACAGUUUGUUGAAAACUAUCGCCAAGGUAAGGAACCUGCAGGCACCACUUCCGAAAAAGUUAAAUAUGCCAUGAAAUUGUAUAAUUCUGCCUUUCAUCCCGAUACCGGAGAGUUGCAAAACUUUUGCGGACGCAUGAGUUUUCAAGUGAGUAUAAUAAAUCUAUAUACAUACGUACAUAUACACAUAGUAUACAAGCAUACAUACUUAGGCAAUUACUUAAUCACGACAAUUAUUGCAAACGAGUCUUUUGUUAAGUGAUUAAAGCAAUUGCUG